CGCGAGCCAUCUUUGCUGACAUCUUUCUCCUCAUCGGCUGGCCAAGCAUUGAAUGGGACAUCAUCACACAGCGCACCCUCGCGGUGUUUCGAUAUGGAGCCGUGGCUCCACGCGAUGAUCCUCUCUUGUUCGACGAGUUUGAUGCUCGCAAAGAUCGCUUCGAGCUUCUUCAGACAGAAAAGCCACAGUCAUUGCUUAGAAGGGCACGUCUUGGUCCCCAAUGCGGACCGAAAAGCGAUUGACCGUCGGUGCCAUCACUUGAGACAGCAUGUGUACCUGAUGUGACGCGGCUGUUUCCUGUGACAAGGCUAGAUCUACGCUUCAGUCAGUCCCUGUUGUGAACAGAUCAUAUCGUCUUGGGUGGUUCCCGUGACUUGCUAGAGUUUAAAGACUCGAGCUCUUUGACACGUGAUAUGCCACGAUGGAUCUCCGGAUUGGCCAUGACCACAUGGCAAUGAGCCUAGCCUCGAUGCAAAGAUAAUACAAUUGACCGAG
This is a messenger RNA of Acaromyces ingoldii, 495 nucleotides long. RefSeq lists its product as hypothetical. NCBI's taxonomy places the organism in Eukaryota, Fungi, Basidiomycota, Exobasidiomycetes, Exobasidiales, Cryptobasidiaceae. The annotation marks the transcript as partial. The transcript has a single exon. The record is from RefSeq and is a predicted model, not a curated record.